Molecule: messenger RNA, 711 nt
Organism: Ilyonectria robusta
Lineage: Eukaryota; Fungi; Ascomycota; Sordariomycetes; Hypocreales; Nectriaceae
Exons: 1
Coding region: 1-561 (186 amino acids)
Source: RefSeq, a predicted model, not a curated record
AUGCUCUUCCAAACCCUCCUCGCGACGGCCUUUGCCUCCGCUUCUGUUCUCGCAGCCCCGCUUGAGGCUCGGGAUGACCCCUCGUUUGGCCCUUCUGCCAUCUGGAAGUACUCUGUUAGCAACGGCGCCAUCUCCACGACUACCUUUGGCGAGGUGUCCAAGGACACUAGCAAUGGCGGCAACGACAUCACCACCCUCGUGACAUUCACCUAUCCCACAGAAGCCGAGGGCAUGCAAUGCCAAUUCGCCUUCUCCCUCGAUAGCUCAGCCGUGGUUUCUGGUAGCCAGAAGCUCGACGUCUUUACCAGCAACAGCCCGGCUCCGGGACCUACUACCGGCUGGGGCCCCGGAAACCAGCGCAACAUCCAUCUGGGUCGCAUCUCAGUUUCUGCCCCAGGUGAUGCCACCUGGGAUGCUACCUACAACUCAUACCUGACCGCGAAGACGCCCUGCAAGGCCGAGGGUACCGUCGAGGGUUUUGAGCUGGUUGGGGUCUACGACAACGACUAUGUCUCCUGGGACCCUGAUUUCGCCGGCCCCCGCAUCAUCUACACUUCUUGAUUUUUUUGGAGAUGGAUGUGAGGGAUUCUUUUUCAUUUCGUUUCACUCUUUAGCCUAUUUGGGAUCACUUUUGCUUUGCCAGGAGAAAUAAGUCGAACGGGGCGUCGGAUCAUUUGAGGUAUUCACUACUACGGUCCUUUUAUUACGCAG